Messenger RNA from Meriones unguiculatus (Mongolian gerbil), 1665 nucleotides. It is a transcript of the gene Eif4e, whose product is annotated as eukaryotic translation initiation factor 4E. Gene Ontology annotation, biological process: translational initiation. The record is from RefSeq and is a predicted model, not a curated record. The coding region runs from base 49 to 702 and encodes 217 amino acids. Gene Ontology annotation, molecular function: RNA 7-methylguanosine cap binding; translation initiation factor activity. NCBI's taxonomy places the organism in Eukaryota, Metazoa, Chordata, Mammalia, Rodentia, Muridae. Gene Ontology annotation, cellular component: cytoplasm; eukaryotic translation initiation factor 4F complex. The transcript is spliced from 7 exons.
CCUCUCGCCCCCCCUUCAGGAGCGGUUGUGCGAUCAGAUCGAUCUAAGAUGGCGACUGUGGAACCGGAAACCACCCCUACCACUAAUCCCCCACCUGCCGAAGAGGAGAAAACAGAAUCUAAUCAGGAGGUUGCUAACCCAGAGCACUAUAUUAAACACCCUCUACAGAACAGGUGGGCACUCUGGUUUUUUAAAAAUGAUAAAAGCAAAACUUGGCAAGCAAACCUUCGAUUGAUCUCUAAGUUUGAUACUGUUGAAGACUUUUGGGCUCUAUACAACCAUAUCCAGUUGUCUAGUAAUUUAAUGCCUGGCUGUGACUACUCACUUUUUAAGGAUGGUAUUGAGCCUAUGUGGGAAGAUGAGAAAAACAAACGGGGAGGACGAUGGCUAAUUACAUUGAACAAACAGCAGAGACGAAGUGACCUCGAUCGCUUUUGGCUAGAGACACUGCUGUGCCUUAUUGGAGAAUCUUUUGAUGACUACAGUGAUGAUGUGUGUGGGGCUGUUGUCAAUGUUAGAGCUAAAGGUGACAAGAUAGCAAUAUGGACUACUGAGUGUGAGAACAGAGACGCCGUCACACACAUAGGGAGGGUAUACAAGGAAAGGUUAGGACUUCCUCCGAAGAUAGUGAUUGGUUAUCAGUCCCACGCAGACACAGCUACAAAGAGCGGCUCCACCACUAAAAAUAGGUUUGUUGUUUAAGAAGACACCUUCUGAGUAUUCUCACAGGAGACUGCGUCACGCAAUCGAGAUUGGGAGCUGAACCAAAGCCUCAUCAGAGCAGAGUGGACUGCAUUGAAGCUGAUUCCAUCUAAAUGUUGCUAAGAUAUAAGAGAAGUCUCAUUCGCCUUUGUCUUGUACUUCUGUGUUCAUUCUUAUCCCCACUCCCACCCCAAUUUUUGCUAGUGUGUCCACUAUCCCAAUCAAAGAAUUACAGUAUACAUCACCCCAGAACCUGCAGGUGUGUUCCUGGCCCGCUCUGUAACAGCCGGUUAGAAUUACCAUGACACACACACAUGCCUUUCCACAGUAUUCGAAAAAGAACUUGCAUUUCUAUUACUUUAGCAGGAAAAGAUCUGUUUCUGUUCCACUCCACGCAGGAGCGAAUUUAGCUGCUGUGAGUCUGAGUAUGGCUUUCUAGCAACCUUCUGUUUCCUUUCACAGCAUUGUCCUUGCUGCCCUCUCGCUGAUGGCUGCUAGACUUUAAUUUAUUUGCUUCCCUCCUUGAUAACAUUAGUGAUUCUGAUUUCAGUUUUUCAUUUGUUUUGCUUUUGGUUUUUCCUCAUGUAACAUUGGUGAAGGAUCCAGGAAUAUGACAGAAAGGUGGAAUAAACAUUAAAUUUGUGCAUUCUUUGGUAAUUUUUUUGUUUUUUUGUAACUACAAAGCUUUGCUACAAAUUUAUGCAUUUCAUUCAAAUCAGUGAUCUAUGUCUGUGUGAUCCCUAAACAUAAUUGUGGACUAUAAAAAUGUAACACCAUAAUUACAUUCCUAACUAGAAUUAGUAUGUCUGCUUUUGUAUCUUUAUGCUGUACUUUAACACUUUGUAUUACUUAGGUUAUUUUGCUUUGGUUACAAUGGCUCAAGUAGAAAAGCGGUCCCAUUCAUAUUAAGACAGUGUACAAAACUGUAAAUAAAAUGUGUACAGUGAAUUGUCUUUUAGACAA